AUGGAGCCAACACCUAGCACUUCAAACACCUCUAGGAGGCGGUUUGUGGGUAUUAGUAGAAAUGAUUCGGUGCCUGUUAAUAAGGAUUCAGCAAAGGAUGCAACGAUGCAGGUUGUGCGGAAAGUGAGGCCAAAAACUAAUAGUUGCAGAGCUAUUAACCAGGUACCGCAAGAACUAUUAGAAGAUGAAAAGUUAAAUGAAGCUAUCAAGCUCUUACCUUCUAACUAUAAUUUUGAGAUUCAUAAAACAGUUUGGAAUAUAAAGAAGUGCAAUGCAACUAGAGUUGCAUUGCAAAUGCCAGAAGGGCUAUUGAUUUAUUCGCUUGUCAUAAGUGACAUAUUAGAACAAUUUUGCGGUUGUGAGACAGUUGUGAUGGGUGAUGUAUCUUAUGGUGCGUGUUGUAUUGACGAUUUCACAGCAACUUCAUUAGGAUGUGACUUUAUAGUCCAUUAUGCACAUUCGUGUUUGGUUCCCAUUGACAUAACCCGCAUCAAAGUUUUGUAUGUAUUUGUUACUAUUGCUAUCGAUGAGGUACAUUUAAUGAAAACUCUUCAAAAGAAUUUCCCAGUUGGAUCUAGACUUGCUGUUUUAGGCACUAUCCAAUUUAAUCCUGCAAUUCACAGCAUCAAGAGCAAAUUAUCCAAUUCAAAUGAGCAUAUGUUGUAUAUUACUCCACCGCAAAUAAAACCGUUAUCCAAAGGAGAAGUAUUAGGAUGCACAUCCGAAAGAUUAGAUAAAAAUCAGUUUGACGCAAUAGUCUAUGUUGGCGAUGGAAGAUUUCAUUUAGAAAGUGCUAUGAUUCAUAACCCAGAGAUUUCUGCCUUCCGGUAUGAUCCAUAUAGCCGUAAAUUUACUCUUGAAGGUUAUGAUCAAAAACAACUGGUUGAACUUCGAUCAAGUGCCAUAAAUGUUGCCAAAAGUGGCACUACUUUUGGAUUAAUCUUGGGUGCAUUAGGUAGACAAGGAAAUCUUGCUACGGUUCAAAAUCUGGAAAACAAACUACUUGCCGCUGGGAAAACUGUUGUGAAGAUAAUUUUAAGCGAAAUCUUUCCGCAGAAACUGGCAAUGUUUGACCAUGUAGAUGUUUUUAUACAGGUUGCAUGCCCAAGAUUGUCUAUAGACUGGGGUUAUGCCUUUAACAAGCCACUAUUAACGCCAUAUGAAGCUAACGUUAUGUUGGAAAAUGAUAUAAUGUUUAGCGAAAAGUAUUAUCCGAUGGACUACUAUGAGGCUAACGGGUAUGGUCGUGGUAAAGUUCCCUCACGCAGUAGUCUUAUAAUAUAG
Molecule: messenger RNA, 1284 nt
Organism: Eremothecium cymbalariae DBVPG#7215
Lineage: Eukaryota; Fungi; Ascomycota; Saccharomycetes; Saccharomycetales; Saccharomycetaceae
Gene: DPH1
Product: 2-(3-amino-3-carboxypropyl)histidine synthase
Exons: 1
Coding region: 1-1284 (427 amino acids)
Biological process (GO): protein histidyl modification to diphthamide
Molecular function (GO): 2-(3-amino-3-carboxypropyl)histidine synthase activity
Source: RefSeq, a predicted model, not a curated record